AUGACUCAAUCAACUUCCCACCGUCGUUCCCCUUCGACUCCUCAUGCCUCGAAGCCUAAGUCUCGUCCUGUCCUACACCGACGGGGUACUUCCGGCGUGAGCUUGUCCAUCUCCAAGUUGGGAUCCGGUCACAGUCACUCUCGGGGCGUGAGCAGGAACAGGGACGACGACGCCGACUUUGAUAUGGCCGCCAGUUUCCUCAAUUUUUGCGCCAUGUGCGAAAAACAAAUCACCGUCCCCUCCAACACCGUCCUCUAUUGCAGUGAAAGUUGCCGUCGCAAAGACUCCUGCAAACCACUAUCAGCCUCUAUGCCCUCUAUGACCAACAUGUCCUCCAUGCACACUACAACAACACCUCCCACAUCCCCUCCUCUUUCCCCCCGAACCAUCGUGGCCCCAAUGACUCCCACCCGGUUCCCUUCCACUUCAAUGCCACCCAUCAGGAUACCCACCGAGCCCCACGACUGCAAAUCAGAUCUUGACCCCACUGAAUGGAAGCCCGUAUUACUCGCCGGCGGCCAAGGCACCGGAACCUCCCUCGCCUCCUCCGACGCCUGGAACUAUCUCUCCCGAUUCCACGGUGGUUCAGAGAACCUCCUCGCUGGCCGCGCCCGUAGCGCCGCUUCCCUACCGGCUCUCGUCGGCGGCGCUCCGUCCAUGACAGCUGCCCCCUCUGAGGCCUCGUCUUACUCCAGCACCGCCUCCGACUACCUCGGCAUGUACGAGCAGCGCCCUCUUCCCCCGCGCCACAACCCGUACUUCUCCUCCAGCGCCGCGACCAAGGGCGUGGAACUGGUUGUUCCGCACAUCAUGAGCACGCCUGAUGUUGUCGCUGUCGAGAUGUCGGAUUCGGGAUCCAUUUUCCCCGCUAGUUCGACGGUUUGGGAAAAUGCUUGUGAGAAGUCGGUCCCUAUUACCAUUGAGUCUGUGCAGGCACGGACUCAGAAUGCUUGA
This is a messenger RNA of Penicillium atrosanguineum, 954 nucleotides long. RefSeq lists its product as uncharacterized. Bases 1 to 954 code for a protein of 317 amino acids. NCBI's taxonomy places the organism in Eukaryota, Fungi, Ascomycota, Eurotiomycetes, Eurotiales, Aspergillaceae. The transcript has 3 exons. The record is from RefSeq and is a predicted model, not a curated record.